AUGGCCUUGACUAUUCUCCGCCAAGCAACAACCCUCGACGUCUACGGCUCCCUCCUAUUCCGCUGGAAAUCCCAAAGCAUGAAGUCCAAAUUAGGGCGACGAUUCCUUCUGGCAUCGAUAGAUCGUGCCGUCGAGAUUAAGGGGGAAGAGGAGGGCAAAGCAACUUUCUAUGACAAGCUCAAGAGGAUCAAUGAAGCUUUGUCCCCAAAAAAAGGCGGUUUCAAUGCUUGCAAAUUCAUCUUUGUAUUGGCUGCAUUUGAGAACAUGGGUUUCGUGGCCAACAUGGUGAGCUUUGUCGUCUACUUCAUGUCAAUAAUGUUCUUCAAAUACCACACAGCCGCCAACACUCUGACCAACUUCAUGGGAACUACUUUCUUGCUCUCCCUCCUUGGUGGCUUCAUCUCAGACACUUACUUAAGCAGAUUCACCACUUGUCUGAUUUUUGGAUCACUUGAAAUAGUUGCUCUAGUGCUAAUGACCAUCCAAGCAGCCACACACAGUUUACAGCCAGAGUUUUGUGUCAAGUCUAGUUGUAUCCAAGGUGGUGUGAAAGUCAUGUUCUACUUCUCCUUGUACCUCUUGGCGUUGGGUUCCGGCGGUGUUAGGGGAGCACUUCCAGCGCUUGGGGCCGACCAGUUUGAUCGAAAAGAUCCGAAGGAAGCUAAGGCUCUUGCCACCUUCUUCAAUUGGUUCUUACUUAGUGUCACACUUGGGGCUUCUGUGGGAGUCACGGCCAUUGUGUAUUAUAGCACUACCGUGUCUUGGUAUAAGGGAUUUAUUGUCUCAACUAUAGCUGCCUUUUUAGGUUUUGUUGUUCUUGCUCUGGGCAAGCCAUACUAUCGUCUCCAAACUCCGGAGAGUCCUAUCUUAAAGAUCAUUCAGGUUAUCUAUGUGGCAAGUAAGAACCGGGGCUUGUCACUGCCGGAGGAUCCUAGAGAACUGUAUGAGAUCAGCGACAAAGAUCCAGUAGCAGCAGAAGAUAAAAUUGCACACACGAAUGAAUUCAGGCUUCUAGACAAAGCUGCCAUACUUCCUCAAAACACAGAGCCACUUCCAUGGAAGGUGUGCACAGUCACGCAAGUUGAAGAAGUGAAGGUCCUAACAAGAAUGUUGCCAAUCUUGGCCAGCACAAUCCUAAUGAACACUUGCAUGGCCCAACUCCAAACUUUCUCCGUCCAACAAGGUGCCACAGUCAUGGACCGCAAAUUGGGCUCCAUGGAAAUCCCGGCCCCAUCAGUGCCCAUAAUCCCCUUGCUCUUCAUGUCAGUCCUCAUAGUAAUCUACGAGUACCUCUUUGUCCCUUUCGCCAGAAAAAUUACCAAACACCCCUCGGGCAUAACCCAACUCCAAAGGGUCGGUGUUGGGCUUGUGCUCUCGGCCCUCUCAAUGGCCGUGGCUGGGCUUGUUGAACACAAGAGAUUGAAAUUGGCCCAUGAAAGCCCACCAAAGACCAUAAGCAUAAUGUGGCUGUCGUUUCAAUAUGGCAUCUUUGGGAUUGCUGACAUGUUCACUUUAGUGGGGCUGUUGGAAUUCUUCUACAAAGAAGCCCCAGCUGGGAUGAGGUCGCUUUCGACGUCGUUUACUUGGCUGACGUUGUCGUUUGGUUACUUCUUGAGCACGAUCUUUGUGGACAUCAUAAAUGCCGUGACCAAAAGAGUAACUCCUAGCAAAAAAGGCUGGCUAAGUGGGCAAACCAUAAACGACAGCAAUUUGCAUUUGUUUUAUUGGUUUUUAGCCAUCCUUAGCUGCCUCAAUUUCUUGCUCUACGUUUGGUCUGCCAUGUGUUACAAGUACAAAUCUGAGGAGAGACAGGAGCCAAAUUAUGAUAAGUUGACUAGUGCCGCCGAAACGAGGUCGUUUAGGGAUGACAACACUCAAAACAGUGUAGCGCCUAUGCUCACCGGUGGACCCACUGCGGGCACUUCUGAUUAA
Molecule: messenger RNA, 1932 nt
Organism: Morus notabilis
Lineage: Eukaryota; Viridiplantae; Streptophyta; Magnoliopsida; Rosales; Moraceae
Product: protein NRT1/ PTR FAMILY 4.5
Exons: 6
Coding region: 1-1932 (643 amino acids)
Biological process (GO): transmembrane transport
Cellular component (GO): membrane
Molecular function (GO): transmembrane transporter activity
Source: RefSeq, a predicted model, not a curated record